Molecule: messenger RNA, 3450 nt
Organism: Sciurus carolinensis (gray squirrel)
Lineage: Eukaryota; Metazoa; Chordata; Mammalia; Rodentia; Sciuridae
Gene: Rab7b
Product: RAB7B, member RAS oncogene family
Exons: 7
Coding region: 705-1304 (199 amino acids)
Biological process (GO): phagosome-lysosome fusion; endosome to lysosome transport
Cellular component (GO): late endosome; lysosome; phagocytic vesicle
Molecular function (GO): GTP binding; GTPase activity
Source: RefSeq, a predicted model, not a curated record
AGGUCCAAGAGUUCUUGAAGGACCCAAGGGUUCAGCAAUGACUCUUUCUUGCUUUGCAGGGACAUAGCCACAUUGUAGCUUGGGCAAGUGGGCAAGGUCUGGGUUCUGGCUUGGAAGUGCUGCUAGGCAAGAGGGGGAAAGAGUCGGUCACAUUCAGUGGGGAGUGAGUUGUGUCCUGUGCGGACCUGGGCUGGUCACAGGCGAGCCCCUCACCCCAAGCCUGCUCCUCGAUGUUACUUAACAAUGGAGGAUGACUCAGCCUGGCCUCCAGGAUGAUGCCCUGUUUUGGAGCAUCUGAGUCAGCCUGUGGGCUGGAAGAAGCUUAAAAGGACAACCACGGCAACAGCCUAGCCAAUGACAGGGCAGAGAGGACAUGGAAAGGGAGCUCAGCCCUGUCUGAAGCCUGCGCCUCUAGGACAGCCCUGGUGUCUACUCUCCAGCCUCACCCUGAGUCAGCCACAGUCACUCUCUUACACUGAUCCUCCUGGGGCUUUGUUGAAGUCACCAAAACUGAGGCCAGUGUUCCAGAUUCCUGCGCACACAGACUCCACGGACUCGAACUCAGAGGAUCCGAAGGCAACAGGGCACAGAAAGUCUCUGGCUUUCGAUUGGAACACCAACUCAUCUGUUUACUACCUUGGGAUCUUGGAUAAGUGACAAGGCCUCAGUUCUCAUCUCACAGGGCCCUGAUUGGAAGCCCCUUCAUGAAUCCUCUGAAGAAGGUGGACUUGAAACUCAUCAUCGUCGGAGCGCUUGGAGUGGGAAAGACCUCCCUCCUUCACCAAUAUGUACAUAAGACGUUCUAUGAGGAAUACCAGACCACGCUGGGUGCCAGCAUCCUCUCCAAGAUCAUCAUGCUGGAUGACACAACUCUGAAGCUACAGAUCUGGGACACAGGUGGUCAGGAGCGUUUCCGCUCCAUGGUGUCCACAUUCUACAAAGGCUCUGAUGGCUGUAUCCUGGCUUUCGAUGUCACCGACCUGGAGUCCUUCGAGGCCCUGGAUAUCUGGCGGGGUGACGUGCUGGCCAAGAUUAUCCCCAUGGAGCAGUCCUACCCCAUGGUGGUGCUGGGGAACAAAAUCGACCUAGAAGACAGGAAGGUGCCCCAGGAGGUGGUCCAAGGUUGGUGUAAAGAGAAGGACAUUCCCUACUUUGAAGUCAGUGCCAAGAACGACAUCAACGUGGUGCAAGCCUUUGAGGUGCUGGCCAGCCGGGCUCUCUCAAGGUAUCGAGAUAUCCUAGAGAAUCACCUCACGGACUCCAUCAAGCUCGUGCCAGGCCAGGCAAAGAGCAGAUGCUGCUGAGGUCCAGAGCCCGCUCUGGACAGCCAGAGACAGAGCCUGCCUUGGGCCUGCUCAUCCCAGCUGGAUCCCCGCCAUCUCAACCCACGCCCAGCCCAAGAGGCCGAGGCUCUGCCCUCAGAGCCCUUGACCAGGCCGGGUCCAGAAUCCUCGCAGCCAUUGCCUGGGCGGACUGUAGUGCGGACAGGGCUGCUCCCUCAGGGGCCUGGACGAUUGUCGCAAGCCACUCCUGGCCCUGGAGAAGGCACAGUUCCCUCGAUGGCUCCAGCUUUCUCUCUGCCUGCCUUUUCCACAGUCCUGCUCCAGAACACAUCUCUGCAAAAAGGCCACUGUUUCUAGAAUCCAGUGGACUGGUCUCCUCACUCCUUCCUGCCUCAACCCCCAAAGCCACAAGACCAUGAUGCAUCUCAGCCUCCCUUAGCAACCAGGCCAAAGAGAGAGGGUGUGGAGCCCACGUGCAGGACCUGCCUCCAUUCCUGGAAGAUGCUCGGCAGCCUGAGGCUCCCCUCAGAGUAGAGGACUGAGGGAGCACAGAAAAGCUGCCAGGGACUCUCCUCAUUCCCCUCUGCUGGGUGCUCACGUAGUUCACAUAAAUCCCCCAGCCUCAGUUUAUUCAUCUGUCAAAUGGGGGUGAUAGGUAGGCGUCAGCCCACAUAAAGGUGUGAGUUUUAAGGACCAGAAGCUACAUGUACAUCUCAGUUGCUAUUGUUGAUAUGCGUUUACUAACUCCUUCAAUGAGUAUUUUUUAGCACCUCCUAUGUUAGCAGCCCUGAGGGCCAAGCAAGAGCCCCGAUCCCCAGAGCUUACAGGUGGUGGAGAGGGAGGCAAUGAUGAAGAACUUAUAUAGGUGUUUCCAAAGAGCAGGGAGGUGCCAAGAACAAAGGGGAACAAGGAACAGGGCAGGGACAGGGACAGGGGCUGUGAUGAGGUGCGAUUUUAGACAAAGUUGUCCAGAAGGACUUCCCUGAGGAGGUGACAUUUGUCCUGGGAGCUAGAGAAGGAGAGGCAGCUGCCACUGGAGAGCUGGAGGAAGUGCAUUCCAGGGGGAGGGAACAGCAAGGGCAAGACCCUGAGGCGAGGACCAGCUUGCUGCAUUUCAGAAACAGUGAAGGACAUUCAUUUACCUGAGGAUUCAAAACUGUUGUCCCAAAGACCAACCUGAUUGCUCAUAGAGGGUGCCUUGCUUCUCUGCAGCCUGACCACCAGAGGGCAGCAGUGCCCCUUCUUUUCCAGGCUCUGCGGAAGGUGGAAGCUCCUGGAACCCUUGAGGAACUGGAGUUCUUGUCCUGUGGAUGUUCGAAGUUUGCUCCGAGUUCUAGACAUUAUCAUCCAGAUUUGUGGGGCCAGAGAAUUCAAACUUCUUAAGCAUAGUGAGAAAUGGGCAAAAACUGCAAAAACUUGAUUCAGGCAGGAAAGCAGAAUCAGAGACAAAUACUCCAAAGAGGUGCCUGGGGUGCUCGUGGAUCCUCCGUCCCAGCACAAGCUACUGUGCCUCAGACAGCACAGAUAAGGCAGCCAGCCUGAAGCAGGUGGACAAGAUGACCUCUCAGGGUCUCCGAUGGCCAAGUUCAUGCCCACCACAGACAUCUCCUUGUCUCUAUAGAAGUCUCCUGAGUACUAAGCAGAGCUGGGGAUAUUAGCCUAUGGCUGCAGGUGUUAUCCUCCUCUAAAGAUUUGCCUACAGGGAGAGGAGUUUGGGGAUGAUGAAAAAGGGUUUGGGGAGCCCCUUCUCUCCCACGUAGCCCUGGAACAUGACCUGGCUUAUCCCAGACUGAAAUAUUGAGUCAACAUGGGAGCAACAGGCCCACAAAACGCCUCUGUCCGUCCUUCAGCAGUCCAGGGGGGAACAACGUGCCCUCAGGGGUGGCCUUUUGCACACACUGACUCUCCUAGGAGUCAGUCACACUGUGGAUUGGAUGUGUCACUUGUGAGUGUGUACGCAGCCCCUUACUACCACAGUGGACGUACAGAACAUUUCUAAAUGUACACAACGACUAAUAGGGGUGUCCUUUGUUUUUAAUCCUGUGUGGGACAGUAGUCCCCCUUUGUCCAUGGUUUCACUUUCCACAGUUUCAGUUACCCACGGUUAACUGCAGACCAAAAAUGUUAAACAGAGAAUUCUGAAAAUAAACUAUUUAUAACUUUUAAA